AUGGCGUCGGCGAUUCCGCCAGUCGGCGGCGAGGGCGUCCACGGCGGCGGCGAGGGCGUCCACGGCGUCGGAGAGAUGCCGUUCUGGCCUCCUAGCGGAACGGUUGGCGUCGACGGGGAUGGCGGCGACGAGUCCAGCUCCGCGUACUCGACCGACGACGAGGAGUCGAUGUUACUCACCAUGGAGCAGCGGUUGCGGUUGGCGCAUCAGUGGGUGGCGAACCCUAGCAGCAGCCAUGAGUUGACGCAUGGACUUGGCGGCGUGCUUUUGGAUGAAGACAUUUGGCAAGUAAGGAUCCAUUUUGAUGCAAGAGAACCAUUGGAGAUGAAGCUGUGUGGUUCAGAUAUUACUUAUCUGAAUUUGGUUGCAGUGAUGGAAACCCAAGGAUUUAAUGCAUAUGAUUGUUUGUUUCACAUUGAAAAUCCAUCUUUAGGAGAGAAAGGGCUGGAUUUGGUAGACAGUCAUGCAGAAUUACAGAUGAUAAAGAGGAAGAUCCAGGACAAAUUGGUGCUUAAUUUGCUAGUCAGGGCUUGUCCACCCCCUGAUACUGAUUUUGAGAGGCAGCAUUUUGAAAAGCCAGACUUGUCCACUGUGGUGUACCAAGAGCCUGUUGUUUAUGAUCUGAGUGAGCCUCCUAUCUUAGCUGUUGAUCAGGAAGGAGUAGUCUUUGAGAGUCAAUGUAGCACACAUCACCCUGUUGCUCCUGCUGGUGUUUGCACACAAGAAAGCAGAAAUGCAACUAACAAGUUGAAAGCAGUUUUGGAAGAAGAAGAAGAGGGAUAUCAAGGAUUUGAGGCUUAUGAGGACAGUGAUUCCUCUGAUGAGGAUGGUCAAAUUGGAAGUUACCCUAAUUACAUGGUUGAUGAAGAAGAUGUAGAGGUGGAAGAGGGAAAGAGGCAGAGAGAGCUAGAAGUACAAGAGGAAGAAUCAGAUGAUGAUCAAUCAGAAGAGGAAGAAAUGCUGCAUUAUGAGGGUGACACUGAAGUUGAGGACCCAUUUGAGGUAGAGGAAGAUAGGACUUUUGAACAAGAAGAAGAAACUAUAGUUGAACCUGUAAAGAAGAAGCAGAAGCUGUCAGUUAGAAGAGGCCCAACCACUAGGUCACAUUGUAGUGAGCUACCAGAGGUUGAACCUGAUUUCAGACCAUCAUCAGAUGAAGAAGAGGAGGGGUUGUUGAGGGAGAGUGAUGAUGAUGGUUUGCAGCCACUCUCUUUUGUCCUACAAAAGAAAAGGAAGAGUAGGGCAAAGAAAAGGCCUCCUAGGAAGUGGUACAAUGAUAAAAUGGAGCAACCACAUGAGCAACUGUGUAUGAAGUUGUGUUUUAGGGAUCAGCAUCAAUUCAGAGAAGCUUUGUUGAAUUUGCACAUCACCCAGGCCAGGAAUUUCAGGUAUCAUAGGAAUUCAGAUCAGAGGAUAAUUGUUGAGUGUACAGAUAAAAAAUGCCAGUUCUUAAUGGUGGCAGCAGUUAUAGAAGGGGAGAAAACAUUUGUAAUUAAGAAGAUGAGACUAGAGCACACUUGCCCUAGUACCACUGAGACCACCAGGGUUAGUGCUAAGUGGCUAGCACAGAAAUAUGAGCAUCUUUUUAGAUCUGAUAUAACUACUGGUAUUCAGACUAUAAUUGAUGCAUGCAAUGAAAAAUAUGGUGUAGAUGUGCCCAAGUGCAUGGCAUAUAGGGCAAAGAACAUAGCUAUUGAUGUUGUGUUAGGAGAUCACAGGAAGCAAUAUCCUAGGCUUAAAGACUAUGCUCAGACUGUCAUGGACACAAACCCUGGGAGUAGAGCUAAUCCAAGUACCUCACAGCCAAGAAGUGCUGGUCCUUCUACUGCACCAACAGCAAGACAACCAAGACCUGCUGCUUCUGCUCGUACACCACCAUCAUCUGGAAGAAGAGGAGCUGGCAGAGGAGCUGAUUAUUGUGACAAAUCAGUACCAAUUCUGCUGCUAGCUGUUGCAUGUCAGUACCAAUAUUGGGGGAUCACAUAA
Molecule: messenger RNA, 1986 nt
Organism: Triticum aestivum (bread wheat)
Lineage: Eukaryota; Viridiplantae; Streptophyta; Magnoliopsida; Poales; Poaceae
Exons: 4
Coding region: 1-1986 (661 amino acids)
Source: RefSeq, a predicted model, not a curated record